GUGAGUGCUGUCGUGACAUGAAUUCCGAAUACAUUGGAUGAGGUUGCGAGUUGGUGUGCGGACAUCAUUCUCGGCUCUGUAGUGUCUCCGGAGUGCAGCACUUGGCAGUCUCGUUGACACCGGCUUCGUGUUCGAAACGCUAUCGGGCCGCUCGUGCGUUACGUGACAAUUUUCUUGGGAAAGAGAGAGAAUCUUGCAGAGAAGGAGGAGGCUCCAGAGUGGGACAGUUUGUUCCUUGUGUACCAUGGAAUAGCCAAGGAAUAGGCUCGCGAUCAAGAGUGCGAUCCAGAGGCAUCAGUGGUUUUUUGGGUAACUCUGCGUUGCCGAAGUUGUUCGUCAUUCAUUCAGUGUGAAACAUGGUCGUAUCUAGAAUUGUAAGCUGUAUUUCAACCACCGACAGGUGUUAACUACUAGUGAAUAUCCAGGAUACCGCGGUAUCCGUGUUUUGUGUUGUGUGUUUAGAUAUCAAGAAAAUACCCUCCCCUCACAAUAUUAGCUGUAGCAACCCUUUGGGAUAAUUGACCGAGAGAGAGAGAGAGAGAGUGUGUUUUGGGUAAAACGCAGUGUUGCUUCUCUGGCCCAAGGCAAGUUUCUCAAACUCAAAUGCGAGAUACAUAAUUGCCAGUGGAAAAAUCCGUGCUAUUUUCACUUUUGAGAGUGCCACAGAGUGAAGUUUUGCCAGUGACCAAUUUGAGUGAAGUAUAUCGCCAAAACCGGCCAAUCAUCAUCAAGACGAGUGUCUGCCAAGCCAUCAGCAUGGAUAUCUUGCCCAGUGGCAAUAUCUUCAGGGAGUUGCAGGACGUGCACGACACUGGAUACUUCUCGUCGCAAGGAUCCAUCGAGGAUCAAUGGCAACAGACGUGUUACGAGAUGGAACAGUACCUCAAAGACGAGCCGAAGCUGCAGUCCUACAAGAAGCUCCCCACAGACUUGGACACGCCGUGGGACCUCUUCACGGCGCCCACCGUGUCGGCGUCGUGGAAGGUCGUGGACCCGCUGUGUCUGGACGAGAUCAACCUGGGCGAGCGGCCGCUCGACUCGCUGUCCAUGAGCUCGGCGUCGUCGGCGUGCUCGGGCGUGUCGUGGGACAGCAGCCUCAGCUGCGCCGUGGUGGUGAAGAAGGAGCGUCUGGACGACGAGUACGAGGACAACUCGGACGGCUGCGAGGAGCACUGCAAGAUGCUGCAGACAAAGACGGAGAGCGCCAUCGAGCUGAGACUCGUGGCGCGAGCCGCCGAUCAGACUGACCUGCUGCCCACGCUCACGCCACCCUCGUCGCCGGAGUCCGUGAGGAACAACGGCGCGCCGGAGGAGCUGGCGCUGCUGGGCCACCAGGGCAUCCUCAGAGUGUCUCCCAACGGCCACCUGCCCCGCAGUGCACUGGUCCGCUUCACGGCGGCCGGCAAGAACGCGCUCAGCGUCACCCGCUUCAUCCAGGUCAGCCAGCGGCUGCCCUCGGGCUCGUCGGCUCGUGCCGCCAACUCGCCCAGUUCACCCACAGUCACAGGAAAACAUCACCAAAGACAACACGACCACAGUCCAGACUCGAAGCGACGGAUACACAAAUGCCAAUUUCUUGGUUGCAAGAAAGUCUACACGAAAAGCUCACAUCUGAAAGCUCACCAAAGAACACACACGGGUGAAAAGCCUUACAAAUGCUCGUGGGAAGGCUGCGAGUGGCGGUUCGCGAGGAGCGACGAGCUGACGCGCCACUACCGGAAGCACACGGGCGCGAAGCCCUUCAAGUGUCGCCACUGUGAUCGGUGUUUCUCGCGAUCGGAUCACUUGGCGCUGCACAUGAAGCGACAUGUCUAAGCAUUGGCAUACACAAACGUCUUUUUUUCCGCGAUAUCACACACCGGAUUCUCUUCCAUCCCAAUUCUUUCCUCCGCCGGACCGUGAAACGUCAAAUUGACUGGAGAAUCUCUGUCCGGGUAACUUAUCACACUCAUUCAAAAUUUGUAACACUAUGAAAAAAGAAGAAAAAAAAACAUGAAGGAGAAGAAAUCAAUUUAUAGCACUUCACCCACGAAGAGGGUGAGAAAAUAUGGCGAAAUUGUAUAGGAAACAAAAAAAAAAUAUGUGUAAAAAGAAUAAUCGGAAAAGGGGUGGUUUGAAAAAUGAGCUCAUAAGUGAAUCAAAAACAAUCAUUCUGACGGAAAAUUCAAAUUCUCACGAUGUUAAGGUAAAUAUUUAAAUGUCAUUGCUAUUUAUUUCCUCCCCACAAAAUUGGCACGAUUUUCAUUUCUGAUAUUUCAUAACAUGGCGAUUAAAAUUAAUGAUAAAUAUAAAUGGAAGAAGAGAGACAAAUUUCACUGCCAUUUACUUGAGGAGUGUUUCGUUGAGGGGCCAGUUUAUCGGUUUUAAGUUGUUACAAAGUGUUUUUUUUUUAAGUGAGUAAUUUUUUUGUACUACUUUUGUCUUUUUUUGUACCAGAUGUAUUUUUAUAUGUUCUAAGUCUAGCAAUAUAGUUUGAUAAGUUUUUACAGAAUAAAACUCCCUUUUUUUCUCGUAACGACUUGAAUUACGCGCGAUUUUAGUUUGUAAGAUUCCAGUGGAAUAUAUAAUUUAGGAUCUUCGUUUUGACGAUUAAACGCCAAAAAAGUCUAAUAUCACUGUGUAAGGAAUACAGCAACAAAUUUAUUAGUUAUAGUUACCAAUAGUAUAAUGAAAUUGUACUAAAAUUUCAUUGCAAUGUUCGUUCUAUACUUAUGAAUAGCAUUUAGUUCAAGUCUCAUGCAAGCGGCUUUUGAUUUGUUACAUAUAUGCUUUCUUGAUUUUACUGGCUUUACUUUUUCAUUUGAGCGCAGGUAAGUUUGACUCAGGCUUCCUUUGUUUCGAAAUUUUCCGUAUUUGGCAAAUAUUUUGCUCCCCAAAGCGAUUUUGCAUGCAAAAUUCUCAAAUAGUGCGUGCUCUCUGAGCCAAAGCUGAGCACUUCGAGAGCACAGUUUUGUGUUAGGCAAUAGAGCAGGAUAAGAGGAAAUCCUUUCAAGCAAGUGAAAAAAAAUAGCGUUAUAAAGUAUUUGAGACCCAAUAGGAAGUAUAUAGGAAAAGAAGUUAGAAAAUGUAGAGAAAAUCUUGGAAGAAAAUAAGAACAGUCGCUGUCGUUUGUGUGAUGCAAUUCUGUGAUCCGCAUAUAUAUUUAUACAUAAAUAUAUAUACACGUAUAUUUUUGGUGGCCAUAGAAGCCAAAAAACAAGAAGAAUAAAUCAUACCUGUAAGAAUUACAAGAAGAUAGGAAGAUACUUCGAUAUUUUUAAUGAUUAGGUGGGCAAGAUGUGAGGAUAAGAUUUGGUAAGAUGAUAAGGCCGUAGAUGCACAGUUGGUGUGUUUCUCUUUCUGUUAAGCAUUCAGUGAUCAACACUGCGAGAGGACAUUGUGAAUGUGUGGAGAGACUUUAGAUAAAUAUUAGAUUUGACAGGAAUCAAAAAAGUAUCUGAUGUAAUGAGAAACUCUAGCAUUUAGAAAUAUUGUGAAAUUUUACAACAAAAGAAAACGGAAAAAAGGCAACCACUAAUUUUCAUACAAACAUCAUCGCAUUUCAUUGAUUUUUCAAAUGAAACAUUCACUGUUUAAUCAGAUCUUUAUGUAAUUAAAUAUAAUUGUUCUUAUAGUGUAAUUUUUCAGUAUAUCAUCCAAUUUUUGCCACAAAUCUCGAGGUGAUCAUUUUUUUCCCAUGUAAAAUUGAUGUGUUUUUCGUAAAUACUGCACAAACGUUUUUAAAGAGUAAAAAAAAACUGCAGCAGCGCACCCUUUUCCAAAUAAAUGUAGGUCGUGACAUAGCGAGCGAGCGAGAGAGAGAAAAAGAGAAGAGAAUUAACAAAAUUAAUGUGUCAAAAGUAUUAAUUAAAGACUGCUGAAGGACGAUCCGUUGGUUUUAAAACUAUAGGAGAGAUAUGAAUGAAAAAAGUCAAAAGUCAUACCUCUUAUAUUUACAUAGGAAUACAUCUUAGUACGGAAAAAUAUCUCUUUUUAUACAUACAGGCAGAAGCGCGAUCGCAUAGAGAAUUCCACUGAUCGCGGGCAAUAGUUUAUAAAUAACGUAACAAGGAAGAGAACUUCCUCUCCAUUUAGAGAAAGAGCGCAAUAAUAUAAACCUUUGACUAUUCAUAUAAAAUAAGGCAAUUGAUCAGUUUGAAGAAGAAUAUUCUUUGUACAUUUUUUUUACCACUUUUUGCAGGCAGAUCGACAAGAUUGCUUGACGAUCGCUGUGCCUACUCAAAAGAUCGCACUUACCACUCUGCCAAGUGGAUAAAGAAUUACUUGAACAACAUCUUCUCUGAACUGAUUCAAUGCCAAUCAAUGUUCACACAGAAAUACAGCCGAUCGAUCAGAUAUUUUGGUAGUUGACAGAAAAAAAACCAGCGAUCUGCAGGUGAAUAAGAAAUUAGCAAAGAAGUCUUGCAUAGUAAGGAAAUGAGAAAAAAGAAACUUAAAAAGUCAUUGUACAUAUCCAAGAAAAAGAGGGACUAUUGAGAAUUCGACGAAAAUAUAAAGGAAAAAAAAACACAUUGACAGUCAAAAGGAAAAAAAAAGAAAUAUGAAAUGAAAGAAAAUCUUCCCUUUUUUUCUAAAAAAUAAAUUUAGAGGUGAUCGGUUUCGUGAUAUCCAAUUGUUUUUUAGCUUACUGUACAAAAUGAGAAAUGAAAACAGAGGUAAAUUCUUAGAAAAUGAAUAAAAUUUAGUAAUAAAGUGCAGUGUUCUGUGGAGUUUGAAUGAUCAACAUGGGCGAAGAUCGCUGAUCUUCCCUUUUUGCGGGACAAUUUUCUCCGUCACACGAUCAACGAACCAGAGGCGCAAGUUUGCGCAGCUGAAAAUGACGAUCCAACCCCAUUUUGAUCGCAACUUUUCAAUUCAACUCUGACUGAAUGACCUAAAAAGAGAGAAAGAUUAAUAAAAUUAUAAAAAAAAGAUGCAUUCAUUGUAUUAAAAGUUCUUCCGAUAAGAGCAAAUAAAGUAGCAAAGAAAUCAAAGAACAAUUAGAGAAAAAAAAAACAGUGAAGACAUAGUAAAAGGAGUAAAAUUGAAGAGUAAAAAAAACAUGAGCUAACAAACAUAUUUGAUAAAUGUAUAUUGUACUUUAUACAUUGCAUAGUGAAAAGAAAACUCAAAAAAGAUUGAAGAGAUCAUCGUGAAGUAGUGAAAAGAGGGUGAAAAUAUAGUAGAAUGUAAUCAUAGUGGUUGAUCGGAUUGUAAAAAGCAGUGUGCAAUGAUCGCGAGAUCGCAUGUGAAGAUCACAGAAAUGGUAAUUGAAUUUCAAAAGAAAAAAUGGUCAUGAAUAAUAAUCUAAAACAAUAAAAUAAUGAAACGAAUUUUAUACACGCUGAAAAAUCAUAUGGAUGUGUUUUUGACUAAGAAAAUGUGUUUUAAAAAAGCCCUACAAAAAAAAUCAAAGGAAAUUUUGUAACUAAAGACAUGAUGAAAGGAAAAAUUUCUCAAAAAUACUUAUAAAAAAAAUGAUGAUAAAAACCAUUUUACCUAAUGUGAAAAGUAAAAAAAAAUAAAAGGUAAAUAAUAAAAAA
Messenger RNA from Phlebotomus argentipes, 5522 nucleotides. RefSeq names its product Krueppel-like factor 7. Gene Ontology annotation, biological process: regulation of transcription by RNA polymerase II. The record is from RefSeq and is a predicted model, not a curated record. Gene Ontology annotation, molecular function: DNA-binding transcription factor activity, RNA polymerase II-specific; RNA polymerase II cis-regulatory region sequence-specific DNA binding. The transcript is spliced from 4 exons. Lineage: Eukaryota; Metazoa; Arthropoda; Insecta; Diptera; Psychodidae. Bases 757 to 1815 code for a protein of 352 amino acids.